This is a messenger RNA of Penicillium malachiteum, 516 nucleotides long. RefSeq lists its product as uncharacterized. The record is from RefSeq and is a predicted model, not a curated record. The transcript has a single exon. NCBI's taxonomy places the organism in Eukaryota, Fungi, Ascomycota, Eurotiomycetes, Eurotiales, Aspergillaceae. The coding region runs from base 1 to 516 and encodes 171 amino acids.
AUGGACAUUACUCAAAUUGCCAACCAACUAUCCUCAUCGCCUACGCGAUUCCCAGAUUGUUGUCUGGCUAUCUCCUCUGAUCUGAUAUCCUCAAUGGUUGCGCUUCUCCCUACGGAACCAGCAUUCACAUUAUCAAUCGGCAGUGGAUCAGGUCUACUUGAAAGCCUCCUGGGUUAUCAAAAUGACAUCUCAGUACAAGGUGUGGAAGUAGGCUCCAGCGUUAAUCGAUACCUGGCCGAAGAAGAUAUGCAUGUCGUGACCGGUGCAUGGGGUAUAUACUCCUUUGCUCAGCAGGCUACAGCAUGGAUGUUCGUUUAUCCACGCGAGCCCAAGCUCGUUACCAAAUAUAUUGAUACUUACGGCGAUCACGCUGUUGAGUUGAUCGUGUGGCUCGGUCCACGGGUUGAUUGGCCUGACUAUGAGCCCUGCUUUCGUCAAUCUUCGUUCUCCGAGCUGAGCUUCCCAGAUGUCGGGUUAACGCCAUACGAGGUUGCAGUAGUUGCAAGAAAAUCAUGA